Molecule: messenger RNA, 3357 nt
Organism: Gracilinanus agilis (Agile Gracile Mouse Opossum)
Lineage: Eukaryota; Metazoa; Chordata; Mammalia; Didelphimorphia; Didelphidae
Gene: PPP1R12B
Product: protein phosphatase 1 regulatory subunit 12B
Exons: 25
Coding region: 96-3218 (1040 amino acids)
Biological process (GO): signal transduction
Cellular component (GO): A band; cytoplasm; Z disc
Molecular function (GO): protein kinase binding; phosphatase regulator activity; enzyme inhibitor activity
Source: RefSeq, a predicted model, not a curated record
CUGCGCGGGGGUCUCCGCCUUCUGCUCCAGGUUGAAUCGCUGGGAGGGCGGCGGCGAUCGGGCUAGCAGCAGCGGCGGCAGCCGGGACCCGGGCCAUGGCGGAGUUGGAGCACCUGGGUGGGAAGCGGGCCGAGUCGGCGCGAGUGCGGCGGGCUGAGCAGCUGCGGCGCUGGCGGGGCUCGCUGACUGAGCAGGAGCCGGCGGAGCGGCGGGGCUCCGGGCGGCAGCUGCAGCCGUCCCGCCGCGGGGGGCCUCGGGUCCGCUUUGAGGACGGGGCCGUCUUCCUGGCAGCCUGCUCGAGCGGGGACACGGACGAGGUGAAGAGGCUGCUUGCCAGGGGAGCCGACAUCAAUACGGUCAACGUCGACGGGCUGACAGCCCUGCACCAGGCCUGUAUUGAUGAAAACUUGGACAUGGUGAAGUUCCUAGUGGAGAACAGAGCCAAUGUAAACCAGCAGGACAACGAGGGCUGGACUCCUCUUCAUGCGGCAGCUUCCUGUGGCUAUCUUAACAUAGCAGAGUAUUUCAUUAGCCAUGGAGCCAGUGUGGCUGCAGUGAAUAGUGAAGGUGAAGUCCCCUCCGACCUUGCAGAAGAGGCAGCAAUGAAGGACCUGCUCCUGGAGCAGGUGAAGAAGCAAGGGGUUGACCUGGAGCAGUCAAGAAAAGAAGAGGAGCAGCAGAUGUUGCAGGAUGCUCGUCAGUGGCUCAAUAGUGGAAAAAUUGAAGAUGUGAGACAAGCUCGCUCAGGGGCCACUGCCCUCCAUGUGGCUGCUGCCAAGGGGUACUCUGAAGUUCUCAGGCUUUUGAUUCAGGCUGGCUAUGAACUGAAUGUUCAGGAUCAUGAUGGCUGGACUCCCCUUCAUGCUGCUGCACAUUGGGGGGUGAAAGAGGCCUGUUCCAUCUUGGCAGAAGCCCUCUGUGAUAUGGAUAUCAGGAACAAACUGGGCCAAACACCCUUUGAUGUGGCAGAUGAAGGACUUGUGGAACACUUGGAGAUGCUCCAGAAGAAACAGAAUGUGCUUCGAAGUGAGAAAGAGACAAGAAAUAAACUUAUUGAAGCAGACCUGAAUGGGAAAUUGCAGAGUGGACUCUUUAAAAACAAAGAGAAGAUUCUGUAUGAUGAGGAAACACCGAAGUCCCAGGAAACAGAGGAAGAGGUUAAGGAGUCUAGCAGCUCUAGCUCAGAAGAAGAAGAAGGUGAAGAGGAAGCUUCUGAGUCAGACACUGAGAAGGAGGCAGAUAAAAAGCUGGAGGCUGUUGUCAACCACUCUAGUUCUGAAUCAAAGAGCAGCAUCAUGGAGCAGAUACCACCACCAUCUCAGAAUAUAUUCUCUGCUUCUCCUGCUAGAAGAUUCUCCUCUAGUUUCUUCAAUAAGGCAGAAGAGCCUAAGGAUGAAUCACCUGCCUCGUGGCGACUUGGACUACGGAAGACUGGCAGCCACAACAUGCUUAGUGAGGUGACCAGUCCUCGUGAGGCUUUAAGGGAUCGAGGCUCCUCCAUCUACCGCUCCUCAUCCAGCCCUCGGAUUUCUGCCCUGCUGGAUAACAAAGAAAAGGAAAGGGAAAAUAAAAGCUAUUUCUCUUCACUAACACCACGGAGGCUCAAUAGUACAAGUGAUAUCGAAGAAAAGGAAAACAGAGAAUCUGCUGUUAAUCUAGUUCGGAGUGGCUCCUACACUCGGCAGCUUUGGAGGGAUGAAGCAAAGGGAAAUGAACCUUCUCAGACUGGUGCUCCUUCCACCUAUGUAUCAACCUACUUGAAAAGUGCUUCAUUUGGUAGAAGUAGUGACCCCACCAGUCCCUACAUUUCAGCCAAUCGCAAUUCAUCUCCUGCUACCUCACCCACUACCAUUGGUUCAUCUACCUCUCGAGGCAGCCAGUGGCAACCUGCCUCUUCCUGCCCUACACCAAUCAGUGCAAAUACUACUGCAUCUGUUCACCAUGGCAGAACUCCUUACAAGCUCCAUUCAGAUCCGGCUGUGGAAAAAGCUGCAGACAAUGUGUCCUCUAGCACCCCGCUGUGUGUGAUCACCAAUCGACCCCUGCCUAGCACUGCCAACGGGGUUACAGCUGCCAAUGUGCUCUCAACUACUGGGACAGACUCCUCCACAGAAGCCAGGGAGAGGAGGCGGUCUUAUUUAACACCUGUACGGGACGAGGAAGCGGAGUCCCAGCGGAAAGCCCGUUCUAGACAAGCUCGGCAGACUCGAAGAUCUACACAGGGUGUCACUCUGACCGAUCUUCAGGAAGCAGAAAGAACCUUUAGCCGAUCCCGGGCAGAAAGGCAAUCUCAAGAACAGCCAAGUGAAAAGACUGAAAGUGGUCCCGAGCAUCUUGAAGAUGGCAGUGAAAAACAGGAGCCACCCACAGUACUGACAAAAGAAACUGGGGAGAACCGGCAGCGUGGGAGGAGGAACUUGGAUGAAGAGCCUUCUUAUGGACGACUGAGAAGCCUAACCCAGCAAGAUAAACCCACAACACCACUUUCUCCUUCUGAGUCAAGAUCCUCCCUUUCCAUUGGAUCCCAUCUCCUCCGGGCAAGUAGGUCCUCUGGCUUAGACUCUGAGAGUUCAGAAACUUCCACAAGCACCACAAAGGAUAUGGAAAAAAAUGAAAAUGAAGAUCCAGAUUUGGAUGACCAAUCCUCCACUAAGACAUCCAUCCGGGAGAGGCGCCGACUCAAAGAAAGGCGAAGAGGGACAGGCAUAAACUUCUGGACAAAGGAUGGAGACGAAGCUGAUGGCACAGAAGACUUAAAAGAGUCAUGGCAUGAAAGGCUUUCUAGGUUGGAAUCAGGAGGCAGUAGCCUCACCUCCACUGAUACUUACAGUGACCGAGCUUCAGCCAAGGCCCGCCGGGAGGCCCGAAUAGCUUCUUUGACAAGUCGUGUGGAAGAGGAUAGCCAAAGGGAUUAUAAAAAGCUCUAUGAGAGUGCUCUGACAGAAAACCAGAAGCUGAAAACCAAACUGCAGGAGGCCCAGCAGGAACUGGCAGAUGUCAAAUCUAAAUUAGAAAAAGUAGCCCAGCAGAAACAAGAAAAAACCUCUGACCGAUCAACAAUGCUGGAGAUGGAGAAAAGGGAGAGACGAGCCCUGGAGAGGAAAAUGUCAGAAAUGGAGGAGGAGAUGAAGGUUUUGACAGAGCUGAAGUCCGACAACCAGAGGCUGAAAGAUGAAAAUGGUGCCCUCAUCAGAGUUAUCAGCAAGCUGUCCAAAUAGACUUAAUUUUUUUGGAAGGGAAAGCACUUGCUGUCCCCAGCACCCAUUCCCCCUGCCUCCUUCCAACCAAAAAGUGUCAGUGUUUGUGACUGAAGGAUCCCUCCCUGCCCCACUACCCCAAGCAUUUCUUUUCCCUGCA